AUGGCUUCAACUGAUGAUUUAAAUCAGUUGGAACCAACUUAUAUGUACACCCAAAUAUUCAAGAAUAUUCUUCUUGAUAUGGAACAUGAUGAACAAGCGAUCAAACAAUUUACUUCAUACUGUCGACAAAAUAAAUCCGGAUCGGCAAUCAAUAUUGAUCGAUUUGAAAAGGAAUAUCAUGCUCAAUCUGCUAUUUGGUGGUAUACUUAUCCAUCAUUUAUCUAUUCUAUGCUGAAUUAUGCUCUUCGCUCUAUGGAAGGCGAUACCAUUAUUAAUAUGGGUUUUUUUAUUCAUGAUCUUCAUCAACAAAUACAACAUCUACACCAACAGCAGGUUGAUAGCUAUCAUGACAAACCAUUCAUAGUUUACCGGGGACAAGGUCUAUCCAAAACAAAUUUCGAGAAACUCAAAAAAACAGAAGGUGGUUUAAUAUCUUUCAAUAACUUUUUAUCCACUAGUAUCGAACAAGAGAUAGCUUUUGGAUUUGCUUUAAGUGCGUCAGAAAACGCGGAUAUGAUUGGCAUUUUAUUUAUAAUGUCCAUUGAUCCGUGUAUAAAACCAGCAUCACUUGCCUCCAUCAAAGAGAAGAGUUACUUUAAAAAAGAAAAUGAAAUUCUCUUCUCCAUGCACACCGUUUUUCGUGUAGGUGCAAUUAAAGAGCUGGAUAUAACCAAUCAACUUUAUCAAGUUGAACUACAAUUAACAUCGGACGAUGAUCAACAACUACGAUUGUUUACAGAUCGGAUAAGAGAAGAAGUUGGUGGUACUGGAUGGCAGAGAUUGGGUGACUUAUUACUGAAAAUUGGUCAAUUUAAUAAAGCUGAAGAAUUUUAUAAUGUAUUACUCGAACAAACAUCUCAUAAAGAUGAAAAGCAAUAUUAUUACAAUCGGCUGGGAUAUGUGAAAGAUGAACAGGGUGAUUAUGAAAAGGCUAUUUGGUAUCACGAACAAGGACUUGAAAUUGAACAAAAAACUCUUCCUUCCAAUCAUCCUUCGUUGGCUACUUCAUACAGUAACAUCGGUAGUGUGUAUGACAAAAUGAGAGAGUACUCGAAAGCGAUUUCAUAUUACGAAAAAGCACUUGAAAUUUUUCAAAAAACCCUUCCUUCAAAACAUUCUGAUGUGGCUACUUCAUACAACAACAUUGGUAAUGUAUAUAACCACAUGGGAGAGCACUCUGCAGCAGUUUUAUUUUAUGAAAAAGCACUUGAAAUUUUUCAAAAUACUCUUCCUUCAAAUCAUCCUUCGUUGGCUGCUUCAUACAACAACAUCGGUACUGCGUAUAACACGAUGGGACAGUACUCGAAAGUACUUUCAUU
Messenger RNA from Adineta steineri, 1319 nucleotides. The record is from the annotation of a GenBank genome assembly. NCBI's taxonomy places the organism in Eukaryota, Metazoa, Rotifera, Eurotatoria, Adinetida, Adinetidae.